AUGGUCAAAAACGCAAGUUUGGAUUCUCAGAGCACGGUAGUUUGGAAUACUUUGAUCAAGUUCGCAUGUGUGGCAAAAAGGCAUAAACUUGCUUUCCAAUUAUUCAACCAGAUGAAGAAGCGUGGUUUUAACCCUUCCCUCCGCACGUUUCAUACUUUGUUGGCAGGCUUGCGCCAUGCAGCAGGCCCACUAACAUCACCACAAGUGGAAAGGGCUAGGAACAUUUUUGCGCAGUACCAGAAGUAUCAGCGUGUGGUGCAAGCAUCAAAUCCUGCCAGCAGUGAACUUAGUCUGGAGCCCGUGAACGAAUACAUAACUAUUCUCGCGUCCUCGCAUUUGUAUCAAGAGAUGUUCGAUGUAUUCUACGGCCUCGACAAGACCGGACCGCUCUCACCAGACCAAUAUGUGUUUUCCCGAAUGAUAUUGGCAUUGGGCAAACGUCGGGCGCUCCAUACUGGAGGCACCCAAGCUCCAGAAGGCGGAACAGUAGAUGUCAACCUCAGAAACGCCGCGGAUGUUAGAUUCCUUUGGCACCAGAUGGUCAAGGCCGCUCAACGCACCUUAUUUCCAAUUGACUCUCAUUUGAUAGCGGCGGCGCUCUUCGUCCUAGCGAAGGGUGCAACCACAGAUCAUAUGUUGGGCCACUCUAUCAUUCGUGAUUACCUUGUCCUACCGAUAACGGAUGGAACCACCAGUGCUCUUGGAGAACCACUCUCAUACCAUAGCCUGCUUGCUGCUUUGUGCUUGUGCAAUGCAUCUGGAGAUUAUGCCCGAACCUGCCACCUCUAUGAGCAAGUCUCGACUCCAAGAAAAGUGCCAUAA
Messenger RNA from Cantharellus anzutake, 822 nucleotides. RefSeq lists its product as uncharacterized. NCBI's taxonomy places the organism in Eukaryota, Fungi, Basidiomycota, Agaricomycetes, Cantharellales, Hydnaceae. The coding region runs from base 1 to 822 and encodes 273 amino acids. The record is from RefSeq and is a predicted model, not a curated record. The transcript is spliced from 2 exons. Gene Ontology annotation, molecular function: protein binding.